Messenger RNA from Bipolaris sorokiniana ND90Pr, 935 nucleotides. RefSeq lists its product as uncharacterized. The record is from RefSeq and is a predicted model, not a curated record. The transcript is spliced from 5 exons. NCBI's taxonomy places the organism in Eukaryota, Fungi, Ascomycota, Dothideomycetes, Pleosporales, Pleosporaceae. Bases 64 to 519 code for a protein of 151 amino acids. Gene Ontology annotation, cellular component: ribosome; cytosolic large ribosomal subunit. Gene Ontology annotation, biological process: translation. Gene Ontology annotation, molecular function: structural constituent of ribosome.
CUACCUUUCAAUAUUGGCGAACUUUCAUUGACAUCGUCCGUAUCCACAUUCCAUACAGACACAAUGGCCACCACUAUCUCGCACGACCUUGCCUGGGAGAUUACCAAGGGACGCAGCUCCACGCUCGUCAAGAGGGCAAAUGGCGUUCAGUUCUCGCGCGAUCCUCUUAACCUGAGGAACAUUUACAGCCGCAAGAACGAGGGCUCAAUCGCCAACAAGGCUAUCGGUGUCAUCCCCGGCAAGGAUGGUGGUGUCACUCUUCUCACCAAGAAGGCCGACAAGCACCACCAACCCGCAUCCGCCAUCCAGACCACCACCUUCGGCCCCAGCAAGUCCACCCGCAAGACCUACUCUGCCAUUGUCAACGCCACCACCAAGCGCAACUACCGCCCCGACCUCCGCAAGGACGCCGUCGCCAGGGCCUCUGCCAUCCGCAAGAGCCAGAAGCCCGUCAAGGCUGACAAGCCAUCAAAGCCUAGGGGUGUCAAGGCCAAGGCCGCUGCUGCUGAGAAGGCAUAGAUUAUGAGUGGCUGGAAAAUGUGCUGCAUGUGAAUUGGUUCGGAGUUCAACUUCAUUCGGUUCAUCUUCUGUGGGAUUCGGAGCUCAUGAUAUGACAUGAGCAUGGGCUGCAUGAACAAACUAAGCUAGAGUCUUCAUAGCGAAUUGACUCGGCGAGAAAUGAAUACGCUUCGAAAACCAAAGUUGGGCGUUGUUACGCAUUUGUUUCACACGAGGUGUACGCUUACAGGUCGAUUAGAGCGCGGCUUUAAAUCUCGAUAAGUGAAACGCUUCUCUUACUGGACACCAAAGUUUCUGGACGAUUGGCUCUGUGUCUGACGCAUUCCUUUGCUUACUACCAGUACCUUGUACUGCCUGGCCUUUUCUUAUAUCUACUGCUCUCGCACCAUGAAUGUGGACACAAAUCUGACGCGCUC